AAUCUUUGAUCAAAUCUCCCGCAGACCCGACCUCCGAUGGCGAAUCAGUGAAAAGCAGACCCCUGAAAGAAGGCCCCAAGCUGAAUCGGAAAUCUUCAUCUCCAAUGGCUCGAAGAUCGUUCCCAAUCCUCAAACAAAUCCUCCAGAAAUCAGCCGAAAAUCCCCGCCCUUUCUUAUGCCGAUCCGUGACCUACAUGCCUCGACCUGGUGACGGCACGCCGAGGGCCGUAACCCUGAUUCCCGGCGAUGGCGUCGGGCCACUGGUGACCAACGCCGUUGAGCAGGUGAUGGAUGCGAUGCACGCUCCGGUCUACUUCGAGCGCUACGAAGUCCACGGAGAUAUGAAGAGCGUGCCCCCUGAGGUGAUCAAGUCGAUCCAGAAGAACAAGGUGUGUCUCAAAGGUGGCCUUCAUACGCCUGUUGGCGGAGGCGUGAGUUCUUUAAAUGUACAGUUGAGGAAGGAGCUUGAUUUGUUCGCUUCCUUGGUGAAUUGCGUCAACCUUCCUGGUCUGCCUACUCGGCAUGACAACGUUGAUAUAGUGGUGAUUAGGGAGAACACCGAAGGAGAGUACUCUGGACUCGAGCAUGAGGUAGUUCCUGGUGUCGUCGAAAGCCUCAAAGUUAUAACAAAGUUCUGUUCAGAGCGCAUUGCCAAGUAUGCAUUUGAGUAUGCUUAUCUAAACAACAGAAAGAAGGUGACGGCCGUGCACAAAGCCAACAUCAUGAAGCUUGCUGAUGGUCUGUUUUUGGAAUCAUGUAGAGAAAUUGCCAAGAAGUAUCCUGGAAUUCAUUACAAUGAAAUUAUUGUGGACAACUGCUGUAUGCAGCUUGUCUCAAAGCCAGAACAAUUUGAUGUUAUGGUCACUCCCAAUCUUUAUGGAAAUCUGGUUGCAAAUACAGCUGCUGGUAUAGCUGGUGGCACAGGAGUUAUGCCUGGAGGCAAUGUUGGGGCCGAUACUGCUGUCUUUGAGCAAGGUGCUUCAGCUGGGAAUGUAGGAAACCAGAACCAAGUUGAGGAGAAAAGGGCAAACCCAGUGGCAGUUCUCCUCUCGUCGGCUAUGAUGCUGAGACAUCUCCAGUUUCCGUCAUUUGCUGAUCGCUUGGAGACUGCGGUGAAGCACGUGAUAGCUGAAGGCAAGUACAGGACAAAGGACUUGGGAGGAGACAGUACAACCCAAGAAGUGGUGGAUGCUGUUUUAGCUGCUCUUGACUAAGAACCAUAUUUCAUUUAUUGAGAUCAAAUUCAGAUUCUUCUGCCCAAUCAUUCCUGCUUAAUAAAUUUCAAUUGACUUUGUUUUGAUUGCCCAAUGUUUUGUUUUUGGUUUGGUUUUUAAGGAAAACUGCAAUCAUCCCAAGAGUUACGAAUGCUGUCAUAUCGGCGUUCCAGUUUUUUGCAUUCUAAUUCAUUUUUUAUGUACUCCAUCAAAGACAGAGUAUACGAUAAAGAAGGAUGUUAUUCAUUGGCCUGGAUAUUAUUCAUCGAUGAUAUCAUUGUCUGCAAAUGUUGUUGGCUAUAUUAUUCAGUGAGUUGUGCGAAU
Cuscuta campestris is the source of this 1538-nucleotide messenger RNA. The record is from the annotation of a GenBank genome assembly. Lineage: Eukaryota; Viridiplantae; Streptophyta; Magnoliopsida; Solanales; Convolvulaceae.